AUGGUGGAGAUCAGAAAGCAAGCCUCGUUGAACCUAAGCAAUGUUCGCCAUUCCUUUUUAAUUCUCAGCGAUGAAGUUCAUGAUGAAGCUGAUGAAGUGGCUUCCAUCUUACAUAAGGCCCACAAGCUGCGGACGUUCCUACUCCACUCAAGCAUCACCAGGGUUCCAUACAAUUUCUUUCAUCAUUUGAGAUGCCUUAGGGCAUUGGACUUGAGUCAAACUCGCCUUAAUAAAUUGCCUCAAUCAGUAGAACAGUUGAAACACUUGAGAUAUCUUGAUUUAUCUUACACACACAUAGAGGAGUUGCCAGAGUUGGUUAGUAAUUGCAGAAAUUUACAGACCCUGAGACUCAAUGCCUGUGCUAGGCUAUAUAAACUGCCUAGAGGGAUGAGGAAAAUGAUUUUCAUGAGACAUCUAGAAUUAGAAGACACCCACAUGUUGAAGUUCUUACGGCAGGGUGUAGGGAGACUAACUGAGCUUCGGACGUUAACAGAUUUCAUUGUGGGGGGUGGCGAUGAGGGAUGUAAAUGCGGAGAACUGAAAAACCUCAAUCAUCUUCAAGGAAGACUUCGAAUUAUCGGCUUGGAAAAUGUCAGGAGUACAGAUGAAGCUCGGGAGGCAGAACUGUAUAAGAAGCAGCACGUUCAUGCUUUAAUCUUGGACUACGACUCGAUAGGUGGUGGACUGUUGGAUGAAGAGGUGAAGAGGAGGGAGAAUGUGCUCGAAAUCCUCCAGCCCAACACAAACUUGAAAGAGUUUGAAAUAUGGAAUUAUGAAGGUUCCAAGCUUCCCAGUUGGAUAGAGGAUCCCGUGUUCUCUAAUCUAGUCAAGGUGAAUCUCAUGAAUUGUUCGAAGUGUAAAAAACUGCCAGGUCUUGGGAAACUGCCAUCCCUUAAAUGCCUUAUAAUUGAGGGAAUGGAAGAGGAGGAGUGGGAACUGAGAGGUGGAGAUGGAGAGGUUAUGCCAUCUCUCCUCCAAUUAGAAAUACGUGAUUGCCCAAAGCUAAAGGCAUUGCCCUACAACCUUCCACCGCUCCUUCGGAAGCUGGCUUUAAACAUAACUAAUGAUGGGAUGUCGUUGGAAGGGCCCUUACCUGUCCUCCCCAACCUCAAUCAUUUGGUGAUAUGGUACAGUCCUGAGCUGACAUCGUUCCCUUGCGGUUGGUUGGGACAACUCAAAGCCCUCCAAACUCGUGAAAUCUAUAGGUGUCCAAUGUUGGGGUCUCUCCCAGAGGAGUUGCCACACCUCACCAUGCUUCGAGAAUUGAAGAUCACAUGCUGUCCACUGUUAGUAGAUCGCUGCCGAGAUGGAGGAGAAGAUUGGGAUAACAUUGCCCACAUCCCUUGUAUCAAAAUUUUUACUUGA
Magnolia sinica is the source of this 1365-nucleotide messenger RNA. RefSeq names its product disease resistance protein RGA2-like. Gene Ontology annotation, molecular function: protein binding. The transcript has 2 exons. The record is from RefSeq and is a predicted model, not a curated record. Bases 1 to 1365 code for a protein of 454 amino acids. NCBI's taxonomy places the organism in Eukaryota, Viridiplantae, Streptophyta, Magnoliopsida, Magnoliales, Magnoliaceae.